CAGUAAAUCGGGAGCGGACGAGGGAUGGGUGCCCGCCGAGACGAUGAUAUCUCUUCAUGGCUUUCAGUCUUCCGACCCUCUCAUAUGCACUUGCAGUUGUGUGGGGGCGGCCACCAGCCUUACUUUUGUCAGGAUUCUGGGGACGAUCCCCAGCCUGCCUUGGAGGAGGACGGCAUGCUCUCACCGAUGCAUGGAUAUGGGACACGGAUGAGCCCACCGAGUCGUGGAGAGAGUGAGAGAGAGAGAGAGCGCGAAAAGAGGAGUGACAACACGCCAUAAAGCAACCCUACUCCUUCCUAGCUUUCACCACUCCCCUCUUUCUUACUCCUCCCAAGUCCUUGAUGAGGACCAUCGACAUGGGAAGAAGCACUCCUCGUGACUCCCCGUCCUCCCCUUUCUCUUCCUCCUCCACCAGAAGACACUUCCAGUGGAGGAUAAACAAGUGUCCCAAGGAAGGAGCAGCUGAGAGGAAGGAGCGAGAUGACCAGCCGGAUGAAGAGAAAGCCGCUCCCUCUUUCUUGGCCUCCUCCUCAUCCUGUCCUUGCCGAGAAGAGACGGCCGCCGCUGCUGUGCCCAAGAAGAAGAGGACUGCUUCGGUCGCAGACGCUGCGGUCUCCAGGCUUCGGUCGCUUCUCGCGGCCGCGCCUUUCCUCCGCCGGAACCGGAUGGCGGGCCUCGGCGCCCACGUCACGGGGACGCUCUACGGGCACCGGCGCGGCCACGUCCACCUCGCCUUCCAGGCGGACAGCAAGUCGUGCCCGGUGGUGCUGGUCGAGCUGGCCACGGCCACGAGCGCGCUCGUGCGCGAGAUGGCCUCCGGCCUGGUGAGGAUCUCGCUCGAGUGCGAGCGCAAGUCAGGCGGUGGCGGUGAGAAGGCGGAGACGACAACGGCGACGAGGCUGGUGGAGGAGCCGCUCUGGCGGGCGUACGUCAACGGCAAGAAGUGCGGGUUCGCGGUGCAGCGCGACUGCGGGCCGUCGGACUGGAAGGUACUGAGGGCCGUCGAGCCGGUGUCCAUGGGGGCCGGUGUGAUCCCAGGCGACGGCGGCAGCACCGACAGGGAUGUGAUGUACAUGCGAGCAAGGUUUGAGAGGGUGGUCGGCUCCAAAGACUCGGAGGCCUUCUACAUGAUGAACCCCGACAACAACGGCGGCCCUGAGCUCAGUGUCUAUCUUCUCAGAGUCUAACAACAUCAGACUCUGCUGCUUUGUUUGUGAUAAUAGCCAAACUCCUUAACAUUAAAGUGUAAUCUACAGGUUGUGCUUAGGGUGGGAUGAGUCGCCUUUCUACUUCUUCACUGGCUUGUUUACAGAUCAUGGCAAGCGUAUCACUCGACUGUCAAGUAGAAGAAGAGGAGCUUCCUAUGUUGUUUCGCUUCGGAAGAUGAUUCCAGUAGAUUUCACAGGGUCUUGUCUCUGCCAAACAGCCAGAGGAAUACAGAAACCUCCAUUGCAGACGCUCCUCAAUCAUUGCUGCUGAUGCUGCUGCUGCUGCUGCUGCUGCUGCCAAUUUGAAAUGUUAAAGAGGUUUAAUGGCAGAAGAGCUCCCACUUUGCUAAGGCCAAACAAAGUCCAUUAAGGAUUUCUGCAAGCAUCAUGAUGAUUGCAACCUGCUUUUCUAAAGCUGUAGCAGCAGCAGCAGCAUAAAGUGUGACUUGUGUGGUGCUUUCUUCUUCUCCUCCUCCUCCUUGGAUGCAACAAAUCUUUGUCGUUGGUCAAAGUUUUCACAUUUGAUUCCCUGUAAGCUGCUCUUCAGUACCAUCCAACCCUCAUUAUUUAGGGUACUAUGAUGUCAGAACAAGAAGCAUCUUAUUAUUGUAUGAAGCCUCAUCGGAUCCAUUUUACCGCACGGCUUUUGCCA
This is a messenger RNA of Musa acuminata AAA Group (dessert banana), 1860 nucleotides long. Its product is annotated as protein MIZU-KUSSEI 1-like. The transcript has 2 exons. Bases 342 to 1187 code for a protein of 281 amino acids. The record is from RefSeq and is a predicted model, not a curated record. Lineage: Eukaryota; Viridiplantae; Streptophyta; Magnoliopsida; Zingiberales; Musaceae. Gene Ontology annotation, biological process: hydrotropism.